UCCGCCGGAAAUGGAUCCGUCCCGUCCAGAUCCGGCCGGAUCCGACCGGGCCCCGCCAUCCUCGCCACUGGAGCACCGCCCCGCUCGACCAACAGCGUCGGCGCUGUCUGUCCCUGCCCGCGUCUGCACGAGGACGACGCUCAUCCCGCUGGCUUGCAGCACUCGGAUGGGCCGCCGCCCCAGCCGUCCCGGCAUCAAGCCAAGGCCCAGCCCAAGCCACAUCUUCUGCCGCUCCAUCACCGCCCACCUUGAGAUCAGCCCCGACGCCACCACCAUCUUCAGAUGCAAUCGCUUUCAUGUUUUACUAAGAUCUGUGCGGAAACAACAUGAGCCUUUGCUGCUUGGUCUGGGAUGGUGAAGUGUUGGUUGCAGUGGAAAUCGUUAAAGGGGGCACCGGUGUCUUCAGUUCUACGGUUACAGAAUAUAUGGUGUCAUGCCCAACGUUGCAAGGGAGCCUGUAGUGGGAGGCGACAAAGUAUUGGCUGUUGCCAUAGUAUCCAU
Molecule: messenger RNA, 501 nt
Organism: Triticum aestivum (bread wheat)
Lineage: Eukaryota; Viridiplantae; Streptophyta; Magnoliopsida; Poales; Poaceae
Exons: 2
Coding region: 11-358 (115 amino acids)
Source: RefSeq, a predicted model, not a curated record